Molecule: messenger RNA, 1149 nt
Organism: Knipowitschia caucasica
Lineage: Eukaryota; Metazoa; Chordata; Actinopteri; Gobiiformes; Gobiidae
Source: the annotation of a GenBank genome assembly
AUGGAGACGCACGUCACUCAAAUAUUUUGGAUUGCUCACGUCUUCUUUUUCACUGGCACCCUUGCUGGUGAUUGGUCGGUGGACGUCCCCGUACAUAUCUGCGCUGGGGUUGGCUCUUCAGUGGUUCUCCCUUGUUCUUACAACUUUCCUGAAAGCAAAAAUGGUCAACAGUUCGAGGCUAGGUCUGAAAUGUGGUGUUUAGGGGAUGGACGCUGUAUCACACCAAGAUAUGUUUAUCACAGUGCAAACAUCCUUAUUGAGUCAUUGUUCCAAAACAGAGUGGAAUAUUUGGGAAAACUGGGAUCAAAGAAUUGUUCUUUAAAGAUUUCAAGUCUGCAAGGAUCAGACAGUGGCACUUAUGUUUUCUACCUCAUUACCACCCACACCACAGAGAAGAUGCCGGCGCAGAGAGGCGUCACACUACAUGUGUUAGAUUCUCCAUCGUUCAUUUCAAUGUUAGUCGAUCGCUCCUCUGUUAUAAUGGAGGGUCAGUCUGUCACGCUGACCUGUUGCAGUGCUCAACCGUCUGAAGAGCUGCUCUGGUUCAAGACCUCCAGUGUGGAACCAAUACACAGUGGAUCUGAGUGGACAAUCCGUAAAACUUCUAAAGAGGACACCGGAAGAUACUACUGUCAAGUCCAGACCAAAGAUCAAGUUCAAAAGUCCAAAGAGCUGGUUCUUGAUGUACAGUAUCCUCCACGAAACACUGCCAUUACUGGGUUGGCCCCAGAGAGCACUACAGCGGGACAUUCAGUAAAUCUGACCUGCAGCAGUGAGGCUUCCCCCCCUGUGCGGACCUACUACUGGUUCACAGAUGCAGCGUGUGAUUCCGGAGCGGACACUAGUUUGUACAAGUCUCUGCAGUCCUCCGGCUCAGUGAAUGCAGAAGGACUUUCUAUCGGCAGGAUCAGCGUCAACUUUGAGCCCAGUCAAGUGCACUGCUGCGUGGCCCAAAACCCACACGGGUCACAGAAGAGCCCCACUGACAGGAGCUCCUCAGGCUCAGGAGGCAGGAUGGUGCUUAUUGGAGUGACCAUUGCCGUGUUGCUGGCAACUAUUGCAAUUAUUGCCAUUUUAUUGAAAAGAAGAAAGAAAUCUUCAAGAAACCAGUCAUAUUCUCUAGCUCCGACAACUUCAACAGGAGCUUAA